GAUCGACAAAAUAUGUCCUUCUCCUUUCUCCCAUCAUCGAGCCAUGCUUUGCGGAUAGCAUGGCUCUCUCACUGUCCCAGAAGUCCAACAUGUUCAGCCCAUCGACGCGCGGCCUCACGCUCGGAGCGGGCGGGCUCAUCAUCAUCCUUCUCGUCUUCUUGAGCUCUCGUUCUCCCUCCUACAAUCCGCUGGACAUCGCAACUGGCAGGAGUCGUGGCUACGAUCAUGACCGCCUCCUCCAAGAUGCAUCGAAUUCGACUCUCGGGUUUCAGAAGAUCUUCGUGAUCAGUCUCCCGUCACGAACCGAUCACCGAGAUGCCAUGUCCUUGGCAUCUGCCUUUACUGGCCUCGACAUCGAAUACGUUGAUGGUGUUACUGAGGUCAACAAGGGCGCCCUUCCUCCCCACGACGAAAAGUUCAAGUUGAGCGACAAGUCAUACGGUAGCUGGAGAGCGCAUAUGAAUGCGUUGAGACUGAUCGUGGAACAAAACCUUACGACGGCACUUGUUCUGGAAGACGACGUUGACUGGGACCUCCGGAUCAAGUCGCAGAUGCAGGACUUUGGAAGAGCUUCGCAGUUGUUGAUCCAGCCCGGUCAAGCCGGGCAAGAAGAGCGUGAUAUCAGCGAAAUACCUCGAACAAGAUCGCAAACCUCUCCAUAUGGAGAUAUCGACCGCUGGGAUCUGCUGUGGCUCGGGCAUUGUGGCAGUCACCUUCCACAGCCUACCGACGACGAUUCCAACCCCACAGUGCCACUCGACCGGGUUGUAUUCAAGGACGAUCAAACUGUGCCCGAAACUCAACAUCUACGAUUCGAAUUUGGAGGAGACGCUCUGAAGAAUGAGUAUGGAAACCACACUCGCGUCUACUCCCACGGGCGGAGGAAUGUCUGUAAUUUCGCGUAUGGGCUGUCGCAGCAAGGUGCCAGGCGCUUCCUGCACGAGCUCGCCGUGGUGCGACUGACGUCCUCCACGGACCUGAUGUUCCAGCACAUGUGCGAUGGCUUCAAGAGACGAAAGCGUCACACUUGUCUGAGCGUACAACCUCCGCUAUUCGAAAGCCAUAGGAAAGUGGCAAUCGACGCGGGGCUCAAUAACGCCGGCGAGAACGGCGAUGAAAGCUAUGACAACGAAGGCUUCACUCCCAACAUCCGAUGGGCCACGAUGGUCAACUUCCCGAAGCUGCUGGCAGGCGAAACGGACUACAUUGAUUGGUCGAAGGAUGGUGAGCCGCGACGAGAGCACAGAGCGAAACAGAAGGCGGCAACAUCGACAGGACAUUAG
Messenger RNA from Zymoseptoria tritici IPO323, 1283 nucleotides. RefSeq lists its product as uncharacterized. NCBI's taxonomy places the organism in Eukaryota, Fungi, Ascomycota, Dothideomycetes, Mycosphaerellales, Mycosphaerellaceae. The coding region runs from base 60 to 1283 and encodes 407 amino acids. The record is from RefSeq and is a predicted model, not a curated record. The transcript is spliced from 3 exons.